Molecule: messenger RNA, 3691 nt
Organism: Numida meleagris (helmeted guineafowl)
Lineage: Eukaryota; Metazoa; Chordata; Aves; Galliformes; Numididae
Product: complement receptor type 1-like
Exons: 12
Coding region: 230-1675 (481 amino acids)
Source: RefSeq, a predicted model, not a curated record
CGAGGUCACCGCGCCCCGUCCCGCGUGGGUGUGGGCUCGGCCCGGCCCAUUAUUUCCCUAAGGAGCCGGAAGGAUUCCGCGUUACAGCCUGACGGCGGCUGGGGCUGGUGCAGCGUCCGCCCGCUCCGGAAGAGGCCGUACGGAGCUGAGCUGAGCUGAGCUGAGCUGAGCUGAACCGUGCCGUGCAGCUGGGCUGCUCUCAGCGCCGCGCACAGCCGUCGGGGCGGGGAUGGACGUGGGCACGGCGCUGCUGUGGCUCAGCGCUGCGCUGCUGGCGCUGCCCGGAGCCUGCGGUGACUGCCAGGCGCCGCCGAGGUUCGUCUUUGCGGAGCCCUCCGGCCCCACCGACGCUUCGUACCCCGUUGGGAAGAUGCUGCGGUACCGGUGCCGCCCGGGGUACACGGGUGACAUGGGCAAAUCCCCCUACGUCACCUGCCUGCCCAACUCCACCUGGGGGUCAGACCCCGACUUCUGCAUCGGAAAGUUGUGCGUGCAACCAGAAAUACCCAAUGGCGACUUCCACUUCAGCACCAACCUCCAGUUUGGAGCAACAAUAAGCUUCACCUGUAAGGCCGGGUACCGUUUAGUUGGGAAACCGACUGCGCAGUGCAUACUGAGUGGCAAUGAUGUUGAGUGGGAUAGCACUCCGUACUGUGCGCUUAUUCCCUGUCAGCCUCCUCCUGGAAUUGUGAAUGGACAGCUCAGCGCUGUGCACACCGAGUACACCUUUGGAGUAGCCGUAACUUACAGCUGUAACAAAGGGUUUUCUCUCGUUGGAAAUGCCACGAUUCACUGUACAAUGGAUGAUAACCUCAACGGGAUAUGGAGUGGUCCAGCCCCGGAAUGCAAAGAGGUGAGAUGUGAAAUUCCAGAAGUGGAAAAUGGGAAGAACUUAAACAGCUUUGCCACUGAGUACACCUAUGGAGAAAAAGUGAGCUUUGAGUGUGCUCCUGGGCACGCCUUGGUCGGUGCUCACACGGUUACCUGUGAUGCAGACAGUGCCUGGAAGCCAUCUCUGCCAGUGUGUGACCCACGAUACUGCGGCCCUCCCCUCAGAAUCCCUUCCGCCGAGUUAACAGGGGCUGCGAGCGACAGCUCCUUGGCUGGAACGAAGCUGAGUUACUGGUGUCAGCCUGGGUUCACCACGGAGAGCGGGAAGUCCCUGGAAGUCACUUGUCUGCUCGACAGAUCCUGGUCUGCAGGCUCCAAGCUGUGCACACGUCAGCAGUGCGCUGCUCCCACAAUACGGAACGGGAUUGUGAACGAGGACAAUUUCCUCUUUGGGGCAACUGUGACCUUCUCCUGCAAUGCUGAGUACGAAUUAAAGGGGUCAUCUUCUGCCAAGUGCGUGGCAGCGGGAGAUGGAGUUGAAUGGGACGUGGCUCUCCCAUCCUGUGAAAGACAGCGCUCUGAUGUUCUCUGUGGACAGCCCCCCAGCAUCAGAAAUGGGGUGCACAACGGCACGAGGGGCACAGCCUUCCCCCAGGGCUCCGUUGUGGUUUAUUCCUGCAAUGACGGCUUCACCCUGGCUGGAGGCAGCACCAUUCAGUGCCUAGCAACGGCGCAGGACCGUGGAAGCUGGAGCACACCCAGUCCUGAGUGCAGAGAUGGAGCGAGCAGCAUCAUUGUUGGACUCCUGCCCCUCCUCCUGGCAAUGCUGGUGAUGAACUUCUAGAUCAGGGUACGGCUGCAGCAGGCAGAUGACGGGACGUGGUCGUGCCCUGCGUUGCCCUCUGGAGAAACCAGCCUUGCAACAGAGACUGGCAAUCUGAUGGAUAAAGACAAUGUUGAGCCCUAGUGCCCCCCCCAGACAAGCACUUGCACUUUUUGGCUGGCGUUGUGCUGGGCACAACUGCAGCGUGGCUGUGCCGGUGGCUCGGAUGUGAGUACAGUUAUCCCGAUGGGAAGUGGCAGUGAUGCCAAAGGCUUUUGAAAUGCACUGCUGUGAACUUGAGGAAACUGGGCACUUUGGACACCUCUGUACUCUCUUUCUCAGCCCCACUGAGGGAACGUUGAGCCUCGUCCUGAUCAGGGUUCACAGCUGUCCGAAGCGUCCUGGUGUGGGAGUGCCUUUGUAUGAGUGAUGUGUACUUGAAAAGAUUGUGUGAUGUGUAUGGGUUGAACAAGCCAAGUACUGUGACACUGAAAGCACUGACAUACGUGCAUAGAAGCACACUGUAGCAUUUACUUCAAGGCCAGUCUGGACAUAACAGGCCUUAUUAUAGACGGGUAAUUUUACUGGAGAGAACGCAAAUAUAAACGCCUUGUGACAAAGAACUAUUCUGACUCCUCUUGUUUGUGCUAAAAUUAAUUUUAGACACAGCGUGAAGGUGUUUGCCACCUCCCUGCUUUGUAUCACAUCAGUGCUUUUUUUCCAACCACCCAGAGAGCCGCCCUUCCUUCCUGCCCCAGGCCCAAGUACUGCGCUGUCAGCACGGGGCCACCACUGCCACCCAGCAGCAGAAAGUUGCUCUGUGUGAACCUUUUCACUUUCUGCUCGUGCUGCCCCAGCUGUGAGGCCUCGGGGCUGCUGUGCUGGUUGGGGCGGGGGGGUGGUGGAAGCAGGGCUGGGCUUCUUGCUGGGCUUGGCUGGGGUGCCCAGAGCACCCGCUGUGUUUCAGGUUGCAUCCAUAAGGAACUGGCAGCCGAGGUUGCAGCUGAACUUGGCACAGACACACACCGAGCAGAGCCUUCAUGUACUCAUCCCUGGGGAGCAGGGCACAACCCCUGCAACCUUCCAUGCUGCAAGGAGCAAUCUGACAGCUUGGAGGUGAAGUCAGGAGCUGAAGGCUUCACGGGGAUCCCGGUUUUAAGGAAUGCAAUACUGGCAGGUUUGAAACGUGUGUGUGGCUGCUGCCUUCAGACCCCGUGGCUCUUGCUGCUGUUAAGGAAGAGGUGGAGGCUCAGGGCCGUGCCUGGUGGGGUUGGCUUGCAGCUCUGGGUUUUGCACGAUAUACGGCUGGAAAACGGAAGCGUUCAAAAUGUUUAUCGUGCACUUUUUAAUUCUGCAUUUUCACUUGUGCCUUCCUGUUAACCGGAACAUGCAUCUGUUCAGAGGAAAAAGCACAGAGAGCCAUUUCCACCAGCACCUGAACUUUCUCAUAAAUGGGCUCAGAAGGUUCCCCCUUAAGCAGAGCUCUGUCCUGCCCAGCUGGCACUCUGGCCCAGCAAAGCGCUGUUUUCGGAAGUAAAUCUUCCCAAACGAGAACUCGCAGGUUGUUUUUCAUUCAUAAAUACGCAUUUUGCGUGUAGGCGCACCCGUGGUCACAUGUAUGGAGGGAUUCGUAGGAAAAUCUAGUUGUACAUCUGUGCAGAAUGUCUUGCUGAGAGCCGUGUGCGUCACCAGACGAUCAGAACACAAAAGGAAAGCCCAGUGCCUUGCUGCUGUGUUCUGCUUUAUUUGAACCUCAGCAUCGUUGUUGCUGUUGCAUAGUCCAGAGUGCGUUUCCCAAAUGAUUUAACUUCGUCUUGGAAUCACCUCCCCUCGACCCAAUGGAAGGAACUGUCAGCGCUCUGAUCGUGUCCAUGAUUUGGGGUCACCAAAAUGCACGGCCUCUGUGUUCAUAUGGGAGUAGAAUUGCUUUGUGCAUCGUUUUACUUGAUGGCCUGGGUGUAAACCAUCAAAUGCGAUUUUUGGUUGUCGGAUGUGUGUGUGUGUCAUGGAAGCUGCCAAUAAAAGGGACAAGGACAA